Molecule: messenger RNA, 1320 nt
Organism: Ricinus communis (castor bean)
Lineage: Eukaryota; Viridiplantae; Streptophyta; Magnoliopsida; Malpighiales; Euphorbiaceae
Product: protein RTE1-HOMOLOG
Exons: 3
Coding region: 142-822 (226 amino acids)
Biological process (GO): regulation of ethylene-activated signaling pathway; response to ethylene
Cellular component (GO): Golgi apparatus; endoplasmic reticulum
Source: RefSeq, a predicted model, not a curated record
ACAUAUAUAGAUGCUGUGUUUGUAUGACGAAAGCCCAUUAAGUAACAAAAAGAACUUGUCGACCAGAAUUCCUUUACCCCAAGAUCGCUUCUUCUUCCUCGACUCUCAUUUCAUUUUAUUUCAGAGUUGUGCACAAAUUUUAUGAUGGAAGAAAAUGUGGAUCCCGAGCGCCAAAUGAUGUUCGAAGAAAAUUUUCAGCAAAGCAUGCAGAUUGAUCCUAAAAGAGCUCGGUUUCCCUGCUGCAUCGUCUGGACCCCCCUCCCUGUGAUAUCUUGGCUAAUUCCAUUCAUUGGUCAUAUUGGCAUAUGCAGAGAGGAUGGAGUAAUCCUCGACUUCGCAGGACCUAAUUUUGUAUGUGUUGACAAUUUUGCAUUUGGAGCUGUUAGUCGCUUCAUCCAGAUAAACAAAGAAAAGGAUUGUUCUGCAUUCAGCAGUGCAGAUCAAUAUAAUAUGGACAUAACUGGAAGAGACACAUUGACAUGGGAUGGUGCAUUACAAAAGGGCACGCAGGAGUUUCAACAUCACGCAUACAGCCUUUUCACUUGCAAUUGCCACUCUUAUGUUGCCAACAACUUAAACCGAUUGAGUUUUCAUUCUGGUGGGUGGAAUGUGGUGAACCUUGCUGCUUUUAUGUUCCUCAAAGGUCGUUGGGUUAGUACAGGAUCCAAGGUGCAAUCGUACUUGCCCUUUGUAAUGGUAUGUGGCAUUGGACUGCUGCUCGGUGGCCUGACCUUUCUGACCUUUUGGGCCUUCUUUACAUUACUUCUCGUUGGUUGGUUUCUUCUUGGUACCUAUUGUUUCAAGGAUUUAAUUCAGUUGUAGCCCUGUGCUAUCAGAUCUUAUUCCUGUAUAAGAGCGUAGUUUAACAAACUUUGAUUUAGUUCAGGUAUAUAUCCAAUAGGAAUUAUGAAAAUUGCUCUUUGCUCGCAGCAUUAUAACUCUGUGUCGUUCUUUGGUGGGAAACACUGAGGAUAUUUUUUGACGGUUGCUGAAUGCGAAAAGCUAUCUGUAGAUAGGAAAUUGUUCGUGCUGGAUUAUCUGAACUGCAAGCCAAUUUUUUGUUGUUCUGUUACUCGCUUUUUUCUUUGUCUAACAAUUCAUCCCUCUUAUCUGGAUAGCAGCUAAACUUUCUUUAUGUGUGCAUUUCAGACCUGUUCUCUUCUUCAGAACAUCCUAAAGAUAAAUUUGCUGUUAUUAUCUAUAGGAUUAUUUGACAGGCUAGUUUGCUUCCAUGGUCAAAACAAUGUAAUCCUAGUGCUGCAUGUAUUCUCUAUAAUUCUUAGGUUUUUUGUACUAAAUUUUAGUACUUCUAUUUUGUGA